This is a messenger RNA of Rhineura floridana, 2016 nucleotides long. Its product is annotated as calicin-like. The record is from RefSeq and is a predicted model, not a curated record. The transcript has 2 exons. Bases 244 to 2016 code for a protein of 590 amino acids. Lineage: Eukaryota; Metazoa; Chordata; Lepidosauria; Squamata; Rhineuridae. Gene Ontology annotation, molecular function: protein binding.
GCAGGUUGGAUCUCCCACGCGACGGGGCCUCAACUCCAGCGGCGUUGCAGCCUGUUGGGCGAGAGAGGAUCAUUUGCCACGGCCAUUGGAGGGUCUCGGGGCGCUGUUACGUUGAGCUGCUUUUCUUUUGGAGUUCCAGACAGCCACGUCUGUUGCCCGCGUUCCAAUGGCUCUGGCGUCAUCACCCCUGAAAGUCUGCGUCGUGGGCUCAGGAAACUGUUCCAGACAAGCUUGGCUCCAAAAAUGAGGAUGCAGUUUACAGAAAAGAACCACAACAGUCUUGUGAUGCAGGCCUUCAACAAGCAGAGAAAGAACCGGGAGUUUUGUGAUGUGGCCCUCAGCGUGGACCAGAAAAUCUUCUAUGCCCACCUCAAUGUCUUAGCAGCCAUGUCCUCCCAUAUUAGGACUCUCAUAUCCAGCAACGACAUGAAAGCGGACGAUGAACUCUUUAUUAGCAUUGAUGCCAAGUUCCUGAGCUCAGCCUUGGUGGAGGAAUUGCUUGACUACUUCUAUACUGGGAAGAUUGUGAUCUCUGAGAAGAACGUGGAGGAGCUGCUGAAGGGAGCCAAAUAUUUCAGUUCCCAGACUUUAACAAGCCACUGCUCUGACUUCCUCCUUAGGUCCCUGAAGAAGAACAACUGUCUCUACUACAUGCUCCUGGCCACCAGUUAUGAUAUGAAAGACGUGGGGAAGGCUGCCUAUGACGGAAUACGAGACAACUUCAAUUACUGGGCCGGCCCUGGCAUAACAGACUUUGUGCAUUGCCCUUAUCACAUCUUCAGCAGGCUCCUUAAAGAUGAGAAUCUUCACGUGCAAAAUGAGGACCAGACCCUUUCGGCUCUCCUCCAGUGGGUGAAAUAUAAAAAGUCUGAAAGGGAGAAGUUUUUUAAAAAGUAUUUCACCUACCUGCAUUUGUCUGCUGUCUCCACCAAGAUGCUGUUAGCUGCUUGCCGUGAAGUGUUACUCUAUUCAGACCACACUGGCCCCCUAUCUUCCAUACAGAGUACUUUGAGUGCUCGUCAACAGGGAAGUCCUCAAAGCCUGAUGCUUUACCAAAGGAAAGGGGCAUUAAUGGACGCUGUGGUGGUUUUAGGAGGACAAAAAGAGCAGGGUAAGUUCAACAGCGGAGUUUUUGCGUAUAUCAUUGGAGAGAACAUCUGGCUAAAGCUCACAGAGAUGCCAUACAAAGCAGCCGCUCUCAGUGCAACAUCAUUAGGGAAGUACAUUUAUGUUUCUGGAGGAACAACAGAGCAGAUCUCUGGCUUGAAGACAGCCUGGAAGUAUGAUAUGGAUACUAACUCUUGGAUCAAACUGCCAGAUCUGCCGAUAGGUUUGGUCUUCCACACCAUGGUGACUUGUGGGGGGGCAGUGUACUCCGUAGGAGGAAGCACCGCCCCAAGAAAGUACAUUUCAAGUAUCUACAAGUACGAUGAAGGGAAAGAGAAGUGGAUCCUUGCUGGGAAAAUGAGCAUUCCUAUGGAUGCAACUGCGUUAAUCACCAAGGGAGACAAGGCUAUUUACAUUGUGACAGGGAGAUGCCUGGUGAAUGGGCACUUCUCCCGAGUAGGUGUGCUGGAUUGCUUUGACACUCAAACCAGGAAUGUGGUGCAGUACCUCACAUUCCCCAUCCAGUUCAAUCAUAAGCCGUUGCUGUCCUUUCCAGAGGAGCACGUCUUGAGGAUACAGAGCCACAAAGAGAGUUUGGAAAUCAAUUUGCAGAACAUCAAAAUGAACAAAUCCACAAACCUUACGCCUCUCUUGCCGAAUAACUACGGCUUGGAUCUUUCACAUGCGGUGUGCUCUCUUGGGGAUAACAAAGUGUUUGUGUGUGGUGGCCUGAUUUGUCCGGGCGACAAACGCCCUGAGGAAUAUUCUAUCAACCGGCAAGCAUAUAUGUUAGAUCAAAAUGUGGGGGAAUGGAGGAUAUUGGCUCAGCCUCCAGAAGCUCUGGAUUGCCCUGCUUGUUGCACAGCUAAGUUGCCAUGCAAGAUUCUCCAAAAAACUGUAGUCAAUUAA